AUGGCAUCUCUUUCACAAAACCAUGGGUUUUUCAUGGGUUCCCUUCUUGUGUCAGUUUUGAUUAUGGAGCUUGAGUGUUUUGGGUUCUUGAAUUGGCUCCUUCUAGGAUCCACACCUAUGGAUAUAGCGAGGAUAUUCAACUUUGGAGAAGAAAUUUGCAAGAGGAUUGUGAGGUCUCCUCUGGCUGACCUUUUUUCCGUCCAGACUGAAAAGUCAAAAGUCUCGAGUCACAAUGGGGACUCUUGUAGCAUGGAAAUUGAAUCAAAUGAACAAAUAGCUUCAACGGCUGGCACGGAAGAAGUUUCUCUUGCGCCUGAGAAUAUGAUAUCAGAUCUUAUUCCUGAAACUACCUAUUCUGUAGAAAGAAAACCGAGCAAAUCUGCAAAACUAGGAGAAAAAGCACCACAUGAAAUCAUCAACUUGUGGAAAGAGAAUGGCUUCACUAGUUUAAUAAUAGCAGCACCAGAGCUGGAUACGUGGAGUCUAGUUAAAGAGAUACUGCCACUUCUGUCAAAUUCUGCUCCUUUUGCUAUUUAUCACCAGUAUCUUCAGCCGCUCGCAACAUGCAUGCACAAUCUACAAGUGGGGAAAAUGGCAGUUGGCUUGCAAAUUUCAGAACCUUGGUUACGUGAAUAUCAGGUACUUCCAUCAAGAACCCAUCCAUGUAUGCAGAUGAAUGGAUUUGGUGGGUACAUUCUCAGCGGGACCAAGAUAUGUACCAACAACUGAUUGAUUCUAUA
Messenger RNA from Rosa rugosa (rugosa rose), 740 nucleotides. RefSeq lists its product as uncharacterized. The transcript is spliced from 7 exons. The record is from RefSeq and is a predicted model, not a curated record. NCBI's taxonomy places the organism in Eukaryota, Viridiplantae, Streptophyta, Magnoliopsida, Rosales, Rosaceae. Gene Ontology annotation, cellular component: nucleus; tRNA (m1A) methyltransferase complex. Bases 1 to 729 code for a protein of 242 amino acids. Gene Ontology annotation, biological process: tRNA methylation.